This is a messenger RNA of Perkinsus marinus ATCC 50983, 615 nucleotides long. RefSeq lists its product as hypothetical. Lineage: Eukaryota; Perkinsozoa; Perkinsida; Perkinsidae. The transcript is spliced from 7 exons. The record is from RefSeq and is a predicted model, not a curated record. The coding region runs from base 1 to 615 and encodes 204 amino acids. Gene Ontology annotation, cellular component: membrane.
AUGUCUGGUCGGGACUGCUCCCCUCCUUUAGAGAAGUACGAGGCAUUAGGUGUCUGGGUGAUAGAAUAUUUACAGUCCCUCUCGAGCGAGGACACCAGUUGUAUAAAAGAGUACAGUCUCAUCGGAGUUAUAGUUUUCCUAUCGACUGUUUGUGGUAUACCAAUAUCGGCCGUGGAGGUGACAGGAGGGAUUCUCCUGAAGCGUGCGCUCCUGGUGGCGUUCCCAGCUAAGACCAUGGGUUGUGCAGUAUCCUUCCUUAUGGGACGGUAUUUCUGGUUUGAUUUUGUGCGUUCUGCGUUGGACAAGAGCGACUACUAUAAUGCGUUGCAAAUUCUCACGGAAAAAUCGGAGUUGAAGUUCCUCUUCUUGUCCAGGUUUAUGUAUGUGCCGAUUUGGGUGAAGAAUUAUGGCGCUUCUGUAACGGCAGUAUCCUUCCAAGGGUUCCUCAUAGCCUCUACAACAGUCGGCUUUCUCUUCUCGGUACUCUUCGUAUAUGUCGGGGUCACAACGAGCAGCAUACUAGGAGCGAUGUCUACAGGGGCGGAAAGUAAGGACGUUUCUGGCAUUGCUGAGGCCACUCAUGUGUUCCCUAGAUCCGCCAGUUGCACGAAUUAG